Plasmodium vivax (malaria parasite P. vivax) is the source of this 2110-nucleotide messenger RNA. RefSeq names its product tryptophan/threonine-rich antigen. NCBI's taxonomy places the organism in Eukaryota, Apicomplexa, Aconoidasida, Haemosporida, Plasmodiidae. The transcript has 2 exons. The record is from RefSeq and is a predicted model, not a curated record. The coding region runs from base 526 to 1467 and encodes 313 amino acids.
GCCAAAUAAUAGAGCACAAUGUAAUAGUUGAUUUGUGUCGAAGAACUCGAUGUUGUGCACUUCUAGAUUGCUCGUAUUCACAUUUCUAUAGAAGAUGCGUUGUUGUUCACAUUUUAGAAGUCGUUUUUUACAUAAUUAUUAUCAUUUGAAAUUAUUAGCUUAUUUAUUUAUUUAUUUUUACUUCUAUUAUAAUAAAAUUAAAUUAUUUUAAGUAAUUUUAUUUUUACAUCUUUAUAAAUUUAUAAAUUUAUAACACAUUAAAAAUAUCAUAAUUUUCUAAGAAAUCUAUAACUAGGUAAUGUUAAAAAUGUUUAUGCUAAUAUAUUACUACUCAGAUUACUAAGUACACAGUACAUAUAAUUCUUUGCGUAAAGUAGAAAAAUAUUUUUUUUUAUUAUUCCUCAAAUAAUACAAAUAUAGGAGUUUACGUAAGCUCGAAUAUUUUACUUUAAAAAAUACCGUCAUCAAAAAGUGUAACUAAUACAAAGCUGUAAUAAUCCAAAGAGAGUCAUAAUAACGUAAAAAAUGAAAAUACUAUCAGCGGCUGUUUUUAUUUCGGGAUCCCUUUGUAUUCUGUGCUCUAAUUUCUUAGUGGAUUUUGCUUCUGCUACGCAAGCUGUACCCAAACCUGAUCAGAAGAAUCUUAAAGGUGGCGUAAAAAAUGCUCCCUUGCAACAGCGGAAAGGUUCGGUACCAAUUAAUCCUCCCAAACCAGUUAAUGACAAACUUAAGGAUGGUAGUAAUAAAACUGAAACGAAGAAUGCUAAGAAUACGUUAAGCAAGCCACCAAUGCAAGUUACUGACAAGUCUAAGGAUGAAGCGAAAAAGACUCCUUUGCAAAGUACUCCAAAACUUACACCUAAAACAAAGGAAGUACCAAAAGAAUCUAACAUGGAAAUGUGGUUGAAGGACACUAAAGAUGAAUAUGAAAAUUUAAAAUGUCAGUACCGUACUUGUUUAUACGACUGGUUUCGUAAAAUAAAUGAUGAAUACAAUGAAUUACUGAAUAAGCUGGAAGAAAAGUGGGCAAAAUUUCCAAAUGACCCGAAAAAUAAAGAUGUGUUUGAUAAUCUGAAAACAUCAAGUCUAAAAAAUGACGAGAAAAAAGCUCAAUGGAUGAGAAAAAAUUUAAAGGAUUUAAUGCGUGAACAAGUAGAUGAAUGGCUUGAAGGUAAAAAGAAAAUCUACGAAGGUAUGUCACCUACAUACUGGGAUGCUUGGGAAAAAAAAAUAGCGAAAGGAUUAAUGGGAGCUGCAUGGUAUAAAAUGAAUUCAUCUGGAAGAACAAAAGAAUGGGACAAGUUGAGAAAUGAGUUAGAGACUCGUUAUAACAAAAAAAUCAAAUCUCUUUGGGGCGGUUUUCAUCGUGAUGUAUACUUUCGAUUUAAAGAAUGGAUAGAAGAAGUAUUCAACAAAUGGAUAGAAAAUAAGCAAAUAGAUACAUGGAUGAAUAGUGGUAAGAAAUAAAUAUAGGAUGUAAAGCUAAUACCAAAGUAUUAUUUCCUAAAAGAAGGUGACUAAUGAAAAAAUUAUUUUACUUGGGCUGUUCAUUCCUUAAUAUGUGACAACAUAUGCCUUAUUUCAAAAAAAUCAACAAAAGUUUAAAAAAAAAAAAAAACAUCAUAAUAAGCGAUAUAAAAGUUUAAAAUUUAUUUACACGUACUAUGUUACUCUUAUGCUUAUGUUUCAUAACUUAUAUACCUAUCUAUGGAAUGACAAAAACGAAACAAGGUUAAAAACUACCCAAUAGGAGUGAUUUAUAUUCAAGAGAGUGAACAAACUGCAUUCGUAAUAUUUAUAGGUAUAAGACACUAAUCAUUAUAUAUGAAUGGAAAUUUUUUACUUAAAAUAUACAUUUUUUUUUUCCAUGUUUACUUUAUUAAUCAUCUUUUAUUUAGAAUAUCCUAUUUUUAUGUCACUAUAGAAUAUUUUUUUAGCAAAUGAUAUAUAUUUUUUUCUAUUAAGAAGCAUUUAUUCUUUCAUCUAUGAUUAAUUAUUUCAAGUGAAAAUUAAUAUAGCGUGUUACAUUUAAUUCAUCAUUCUUAUAUAAUACUAUAUAUUACCUUUCCAUUUUAUAUAUGAUGCUCUUAUAUCGAUAUGUGUAGUUUAU